AUGUGGCAGCAGAAGUACGAUGAGGGCCUCCAAAUGCCCUACUACGUGAAUUUGGACGACGGCUCCAUCACGUUCGACCUCCCGUGUGAGGUCCUGGUUCAAAAGAAACCUUCAAAAUGUAAGGAAAAUAUCAUCCAGCGUAUUACUUCCGCUCUCUCGCUUAGAAGACUGUCUUCAAAGAACUCUGACGACGGGUGCCAGGUGAAACAGGAUGAAGCUUCCGAAGAGACUUAUAUCACUGCCGACACGAGUCCACCAAGUACGCCUCAAAUGAAGUACGAGGAGGAACCUUCGCUGCCUCUAUCGUUGAGCGGAAUGCCUAACGAAUCGUACAUGUUAGAGAAGGCCUUCAACCUAUAUCCUAAUGAGAAUGAUGUCGCCAGUAUAUCUUCCGACGAGCUGAUCCAGAGCUUUUACCUGGACAUCGUCGCCAACAGUGUGUACUACGACUACGCUCGUUCCGUUUACUGUGACGAGAAGCCACCUAUUGAAGAAGACUCUGAUCUUCAAAGAGAAAACGCAUUCUUUAACGAUGACUACGAAAAAGAACUCGAAAGACAAGAGCUUCGCCUUCAAAUCAUGAAGGAGCUCUACUAA
This is a messenger RNA of Candidozyma haemuli, 597 nucleotides long. RefSeq lists its product as uncharacterized. The coding region runs from base 1 to 597 and encodes 198 amino acids. The record is from RefSeq and is a predicted model, not a curated record. NCBI's taxonomy places the organism in Eukaryota, Fungi, Ascomycota, Pichiomycetes, Serinales, Metschnikowiaceae. The transcript has a single exon.